This is a messenger RNA of Cylindrotheca closterium, 1242 nucleotides long. NCBI's taxonomy places the organism in Eukaryota, Bacillariophyta, Bacillariophyceae, Bacillariales, Bacillariaceae. The record is from the annotation of a GenBank genome assembly.
AUGACUACCGACAACGCCAACAAAGCCAACAAAGCCAACAACGACGCCAAGAGCAACCCAAACUUGUCUCCUGUCAUUGCUUCAUUUGACAAGAUCAAAGCCUCCAUGCUUGACACCGUUGCCUAUCUUGCUGCUCAUGCUGGUAGCGGUGACGAUGACGAUGAGACUUCCGCCAAAACAGCACUCGCCAAGCUUCAGCCAGCCCUCGACAGCAUCCCGCUGUUGGAAACAACAUUGUUGUCGGACCUGCGCCUGGAGCAGCAAUUGAAGGACGACUUGAAGGAUCUCGCCAAAGAUAUUCAAGCCGUCAUUGCUGCAGCCAAGACCUUUCUUUCUCAAGACAAACCUUCCCUCAAGGACGCCCUCAAGGCUUUGGAGCCGUAUAACACCAGCUCGGCGACAGCAGCAGCAGCAGCAUCACCAUCGUCAUUUGCCGUAUUGGAGCGGCUACAAUCCUCCGAGUCAUUGUUGUCCAGCGACAACAAGGCCAAUGACAAUGCGGAAAUGGCCGUUGUUGCUGAUUGUUCUCGUUCUUCUCGUUCUUCUUCUUCUAAUACUUCUCCAACCAAGAAGCGGGAUGCCGAUGAAGCUGCUGUCGACAAGAUGAACGAUGACCAACGAUCUCCCAAGCGUCUCUCGCCCAACAAGGAAGAGAAAAACUCUCAGGAUGAUGAAGAAGAAGAAGAAGAAAAGAAGGACGAAGAACCAUCCAUUGAUGAUGCUGCCAAGAAGAACGAGGAAGAGUCGUCUCUUAUUGCUGCUACUGAUCCAACAACAGAUGCUGCUACCGUGGAUGGAAGGGACGCUGCUACUCCCAAGGACAACGUUCCAACCAACGAUCCUACUGAUGCUACCAUGGUGGAUGGAAAGGACGUUGUUGUUGUUGCUGCUGCUGCUGCUCCGGAAAAGGAUGACGCUCCAUCCGUUGCUACCAACGAACCCAUGGCUGAUGCUGGAAAGGACGCUGCUGCUGCUGCUGCUCUGGAAAAGGACAAUGCUCCACCAGUUGUCACCUCCAAGGACGACUCUAUGGAUACUACUACCAUGAUGGCAGAAGGAAAGGACGCUGCUGUUCAUGCUGCAAACUUGGAUCCCACCACCACCACCACCACCACUGCCAAGGAAGCCGAGGAAGCAGCGGAUGCGAUUGCCAAAAAAGAGGCUGAUAAGAGCCUUGCUCCCUCUGCUACCACCGUCGAGAAUCCUGUAGCCAAAGCUGGUGCGGUUUUGGCCGAGGCCUAG